Molecule: messenger RNA, 813 nt
Organism: Acanthosepion pharaonis
Lineage: Eukaryota; Metazoa; Mollusca; Cephalopoda; Sepiida; Sepiidae
Source: the annotation of a GenBank genome assembly
AUGUUCCAUAUAAGCCUACUCAUAUCUAUCUUAAACUACAAAAAUCUAUCUAUCUAUCUAUCUAUCUAUCUAUCUAUCUAUCUAUCUAUCUAUCUAUCUUAUCCAGGACAAAUAUUAUCUGUCGUGCUGGUUCAUGUUUAUAGCGUUUUCCUCCAACCACUUUCUCUUCCUUAUGUUCUCUUCUUUGUUCUCUCUCACUCCCUCACUUAUUUUCUCUCUCUAUCUCUCUCUCUAUCUCUCUCUCUCUCUCUCUCUCUUUCCUCCAAACUCAUUCAGAUGUGCAUUUUUUUUUCUUUUUCAUGCGUAGUUCUUAACUUUCUCUUUGUUUCGUUUAACUUCUGUCUCGCCACUCUUCCUCCGACCCUCUGUGUGUGUUCAUGUCUAGUAAACAUGUGGUAUGUUCGGUGCGUGUCAUUUGCCUCUGUGCGUCUGCAUGUCUCUCCGUGUCUGUGUGUCCGCUUGUCUGUCUGUGUGUCUCUUUCUUUGUUUCCUUCCCUUGCCUGGGCAUACGCGUGCCCUAUAAGUAUGUUUAAAUCUCUGUCUGUCUGUUUCUAUCUAUCUAUCUAUCUAUCUAUCUAUCUAUCUAUCUAUCUGUCUAUCCAACAUUUUUAUAAAUCAAACGAUUUGUUUUCUUUUCACUUUCAAAGUCCGCACCUAACAACGAAACGCGAAUGUAUAUUGUAUGAACGGUAUUCUUUCUUUAGUCUCGUAUGUUGUUAUUACUGCCGCCUGACUGCCGCGGAAAAUGUUACAGUCAUACGAGGUCGCGUCUGCUCUUCGAGCCAAUCAACAGUUGUCGAUUGGCAGACAUGA